AUGUUCCCCCGCGAGGCCAACCCAACGGGGCCACGCGCCGAUACCCGGAUGGGCGUCGUCCAGAGGUGGGCCGGCCAUGGAAGCGCGUGGGCCUCGAUGUGCCCGACCAUGAUGCGUGGCGGCCAUCGACGUCAGUCCUCGGGUCGUCCGCCCAGCGCACCGGGCUGCUGA
Molecule: messenger RNA, 171 nt
Organism: Gaeumannomyces tritici R3-111a-1
Lineage: Eukaryota; Fungi; Ascomycota; Sordariomycetes; Magnaporthales; Magnaporthaceae
Exons: 2
Coding region: 1-171 (56 amino acids)
Source: RefSeq, a predicted model, not a curated record